AAUCAAUUAAUAAUACCAAUUUGGCUUUUCUCUAAUUCCAUUGUUAGGGAGGACAAAGCAGCCUUUCGGAGAUCUCAAGGGGCCUUCUUCAACUUCAACCCUCGAUGUCCCCGAAGUUGUUCUUGUUGCCCCCUCUUUUCCCUUUAACACACACUAGUUAAACAUCGACUCCUCCUAACUCCAAACCCAACAAAACUCAGACAAAGAAAAGACACAGACAGAGAGAGAGAAAGAGAGAGCGAUGGCGACCCUUUAUUCAACUCAUUGCCGUUCAUAUUCGCCAUUAACACAAUCAUCAUCAUCAUCAUCUUCUUAUUCUUCGUACUGUUCUUCUUCAUCAUCGUCUUCAAAACUCGGUCAUGUAGCGGUAUCUUCUUCGGCUCCAAAGCGUUUUCUUGCAGCUAAGUUAUCUGUACUAUCCCAGAGCCAAAAUGUGGCCCGCAUGCAAGACGGUGCGGUAGCCACUGCAGUAACCCCAAUUGAAAAUGAUUACCCUUUCAAGAAAUUGAAAGGUGGGUUGUUGUCAGUUCCAUCUACGGAUGAAUGUAAAGAUGCAGUCGGAUUCGAUAUCAAUGGAAAUGAGUCUACAGUUAGUAUUACUGUGGUUGGAGCCUCAGGGGACCUUGCCAAGAAGAAGAUAUUUCCUGCACUUUUUGCACUCUAUUAUGAGGGUUGUCUCCCUAAGCACUUUACUGUGUAUGGUUAUGCUCGGAGUAAGAUGACCGAUGCUGAACUUAGAACCAUGGUCAGCCAGACCCUUACUUGCAGAAUUGAUAAGAGGGAGAACUGUGGUGAAAAGAUGGAGCAAUUUCUUGAAAGAUGUUUCUACCAUUCUGGUCAAUAUGAUUCACAGGAAAACUUUGCAGAGCUAGACAAGAAGCUGAAGGAACAUGAGGGUGGGAAGGUUUCUAAUCGCCUCUUCUAUUUGUCAGUACCUCCAAAUGUAUUCAUAGAUGCUGUAAGAUGUGCAAGCUUGUCAGCCUCAGCUGGUAAUGGCUGGACUAGGGUCAUUGUUGAGAAACCCUUUGGUCGGGAUUCAGAAUCCUCAGCUGCUUUGACAAAAGGUCUUAAACAGUAUCUAGACGAGGAUCAAAUAUUCAGGAUAGACCACUAUCUGGGAAAGGAGCUUGUAGAAAACCUAUCUGUUCUCCGGUUCUCUAACCUAAUAUUUGAGCCAUUAUGGUCAAGACAGUAUAUAAGGAAUGUACAGUUUAUAUUCUCUGAAGAUUUUGGAACUGAAGGACGUGGAGGGUACUUCGACAAUUAUGGAAUAAUAAGAGACAUUAUGCAGAACCAUCUGCUUCAGAUACUAGCCCUAUUUGCCAUGGAAACUCCAGUUACUUUGGAUGCAGAAGAUAUCAGAAAUGAAAAGGUCAAAGUUUUACGUUCAAUGAGGCCAUUAGAACUAGAAAACAUGGUCAUAGGGCAAUACAAGAGCCACACAAAAGGAGGUGUAACUUAUCCAGCCUACACUGAUGAUAAGACUGUACCCAAGGACAGCUUAACUCCAACAUUUGCAGCAGCUGCCCUCUUCAUCGAUAAUGCAAGAUGGGAUGGGGUGCCUUUUCUAAUGAAGGCUGGGAAAGCAUUACAUAAUAAGAAGGCUGAGAUAAGAGUGCAGUUUAGGCAUGUGCCUGGCAAUUUAUAUAACCGAAACAUUGGGACAGAUCUUGAUCGAGCUACAAAUGAACUUGUUAUCCGAGUGCAGCCUGACGAAGCUAUUUAUUUGAAGAUCAAUAACAAGGUCCCUGGUUUGGGGAUGAAAUUGGACCGAAGUAACCUGAAUCUUCAUUAUGCAGCAAGAUAUUCAAAGGAAAUUCCAGAUGCUUAUGAGAGGCUUCUGCUGGAUGCUAUCGAAGGGGAAAGAAGGUUGUUUAUCCGGAGUGAUGAAUUGGAUGCUGCUUGGUCACUCUUCACACCUGUGUUAAAAGAGCUUGAAGAGAAGAGGAUUAUCCCAGAGUAUUAUCCUUAUGGGAGUCGGGGUCCUGUUGGAGCCCACUAUCUCGCAGCAAGAUACAAAGUCCGAUGGGGUGAUGUUAGUGUAGAACAAUGACUGGGAAUGGUCGUCGUUAUUAGUCAUAUUAGGGAGCAUAAAGCUUCUUGGUUCGGAGAAAGCUUUGUUUAUUAAGUCCGGGGGAGACUAGGAAAGUGAAGUUAGUGACAAGCAAAUAUAAUCAUGCUCUCCUUUUUCAUGGUUGCUUUUCUUCCAAAACACAGUUAGGAGUUUAGGAUUUCAUCAACAUGGGAAUUGCCAUGAAUGUAUUUUCCACAUUAAAUGUCAUGUCGUAUAAAGUUAUGGGCACUCAUUGAAGUUACUUGGUCAAUAACAAGAAGAGAGAAAAUAAUUUAGUGUGGAUCAAACUA
Molecule: messenger RNA, 2364 nt
Organism: Quercus lobata
Lineage: Eukaryota; Viridiplantae; Streptophyta; Magnoliopsida; Fagales; Fagaceae
Gene: G6PD2
Product: glucose-6-phosphate dehydrogenase 2
Exons: 10
Coding region: 242-2053 (603 amino acids)
Biological process (GO): pentose-phosphate shunt, oxidative branch; glucose metabolic process
Cellular component (GO): chloroplast stroma
Molecular function (GO): NADP binding; glucose-6-phosphate dehydrogenase activity
Source: RefSeq, a predicted model, not a curated record